UCGUCCGUGUUCCUUCUGUCUCCGGCAUUCACAUGAAAAGAAAUAAAAGACGCAAAGUAGAUACCUCUGAAUUUCAUGAAGAUGAAAUAAAAUGCAGAUUCUGGUUUAUGUCGUCUGCAAAGUGGUGCAAACGUGUCGUAUUCAAACCGGCGGUGCGGUCUCUGGUCAGGCACUGCGCGGACAGCCACGCGGGGUCCUUGGCUGGGCGGGGCUUGCUCGCGGUGCCUUGUGGCUCCUUUCGUGCAGGUUCUCCCUUUUGCGUAGGCCCUCGGCGCCGGCAGGAUGGGCAAGUGUCGCGGUCUUCGUACUGCCAGGAAGCUCAGAAGCCACCGACGAGAUCAAAAGUGGCAUGAUAAACAGUACAAAAAAGCCCAUUUAGGUACUGCCCUAAAGGCCAAUCCUUUCGGAGGCGCUUCCCAUGCCAAGGGAAUUGUGCUGGAAAAAGUAGGAGUUGAAGCCAAACAGCCAAAUUCUGCCAUCCGGAAGUGUGUGAGAGUCCAGUUGAUCAAAAACGGGAAAAAAAUCACAGCCUUUGUACCCAAUGAUGGUUGUUUGAAUUUUAUUGAAGUGAGUGCUUCAGUCUGUUAGAGCUUUUGUUCUUGG
Messenger RNA from Talpa occidentalis (Iberian mole), 603 nucleotides. It is a transcript of the gene RPS23, whose product is annotated as ribosomal protein S23. Gene Ontology annotation, biological process: translation. Bases 283 to 588 code for a protein of 101 amino acids. Gene Ontology annotation, cellular component: cytosolic small ribosomal subunit; ribosome. The record is from RefSeq and is a predicted model, not a curated record. Lineage: Eukaryota; Metazoa; Chordata; Mammalia; Eulipotyphla; Talpidae. The transcript is spliced from 3 exons. Gene Ontology annotation, molecular function: structural constituent of ribosome.